Messenger RNA from Pseudopodoces humilis (Tibetan ground-tit), 895 nucleotides. RefSeq names its product alpha-aspartyl dipeptidase-like. Gene Ontology annotation, molecular function: serine-type peptidase activity. Gene Ontology annotation, biological process: proteolysis. NCBI's taxonomy places the organism in Eukaryota, Metazoa, Chordata, Aves, Passeriformes, Paridae. The record is from RefSeq and is a predicted model, not a curated record.
GGAGCGCGGCUCGGCUCGGCUCCGCUCGGCAUGGGGAGCCCGCGGCGCUUGCUGCUCAUCUCCAACUCCACCCUGCACGGAGGGGGGUACCUGGGCCACUGCCAGCAGCACAUCCAGAGCUUCCUCGGGCAGAAGGUGAAGCGGGUGCUGUUCAUCCCCUACGCCCUGCACGACCGCGACGCCUACGCCCGCACGGCCAGGGAGAAGUUUGAAAGCCUGGGUUAUGGGCUGGACAGCAUUCAUGAAUCCUGUGAUCCAGUGGAAGCUGUAAGGAAAUCUGAAGCAAUAUUUGUUGGAGGUGGGAACACAUUCCGUCUCCUGAAAGCUCUUUAUGACAACAGUCUGAUACAUGAGAUCAGGAAGAGAGUUCUUGAGGAUGGGAUUCCUUACAUGGGAUCCAGCGCAGGAACCAACGUUGCUACCGUCAGCAUCAAUACCACCAAUGACAUGCCAAUUGUUUAUCCACCUUCCCUGCAGGCUCUAGGAUUAGUUCCUUUUAAUAUUAACCCCCAUUACCUGGACCCAGACAUUAAAAGAACUCACAUGGGGGAGACGAGAGAGGAAAGAAUCCACCAGUAUCAUGAAGAACCAAACACCCCUCCAGUUCUGGGCUUGCGGGAAGGUACAAUGCUGUUAGUGGAAGGAGAUAAAGCCACGCUGCAAGGAGUGACAGGAGCACGUCUGUUUUUGAGGGGUAAGAAGCCAACUGAACAUGAGCCCGGAACAGAUUUCAGUUUCCUCCUGACUGACAGCAAUCCCCUGAAUCCAUAGCAUUCCAUAUUCUGCAGCAGAAGUUACUAUAUGGGGAACACAAUGAGGAAGAAGGAAAGAGAUGCUUGUAGUCCCAUGGUGGGUGGGGAACUUCAGCUUUAUAAAUAAAGAUAAAAAUGCAUUA